Molecule: messenger RNA, 480 nt
Organism: Aspergillus luchuensis
Lineage: Eukaryota; Fungi; Ascomycota; Eurotiomycetes; Eurotiales; Aspergillaceae
Exons: 1
Coding region: 1-480 (159 amino acids)
Source: RefSeq, a predicted model, not a curated record
AUGCCUCCCAGAGCAAUAUACCUCGUAACAUCCCGAAAUAGCCCGAGCCAGCGUGCUCAUUUCUCCAUCUUUGUUCCAUCGGUCGCUUGUUCCACUAUAGGUACUUCGAUACACGUUGUGGGCGCGCCUAUGAUGGGCUAUCAGCUCGAGUUCAAACGGAAUCACGCCCUCUCCUCCAAUGAAGAGCCGUAUGAGACGGUCUUACUUGGACAUGUCGACUCUCAACAUAUUGCGGACUCCUUAAAAGAGAGUAGUAGUAUGUAUGUAGACCAUACUUCGAGGAGUGAUCUUGAAAUCGCAGCCAGUCAGAUACCGGCCCCUCGUGUUAGUGAGAAUUUCAUGGCACCUGUGAAUGAUGUGAGUAAUUCUCGAGUGCCUCACUGCCUGUGCUCCAGCCUGACGUAUACAGACCACCAACAAGAGAUGUCAAGAGUGGACUAUGGAAUUUGUUCGUCAUCUGGUUGCUCGGGGUCUACUUGA